AUGGGGAAGGUCAGGGAUCACGUUACCAUCCCAGUCCCUAGUCCCCAUCCGCAGUUUUUAACUUUUGGGGAUCCCUAUUCUUGGUCCCCGGUUUUGCAGGAAAUCCUUGGCCCCAUCGGGAUGGAUACAUGGGUUGAUUCCCCAAUGGGGAAAAUGAGUGAUCAUAUCGUGCUGAAUGCUGAUGGGCUGACCGCCAUGGAAGAGUUCAAGAAAUUAGGGUUUCAGACCAGGGAAGAAGGAGCAAGUUCUGGCAAUGAAAAUGAGUGGAAGAAGUAUACAUUUUCAUUUUCUGAUGACAAUGAAGAUGCUGAAAAGGGAGAGUGUCGCAUUUGCCAUGAAGAAGAUUUUGUCAAGAAUCUGGAAGCUCCAUGUGCUUGCAAUGGCAGCUUGGAGCUGGCUCAUCGAGCUUGCAUUCAAAAAUGGAGCAAUGAGAAAAGGAGCACCGUCUGUGAGAUAUGCAAGCAGCCUUACCAGGAUGGUUAUACGAUCUCACCAUCGGUUCAUGACGCAAUACUCGACAUCAAUGAUGAUUGGGUGGAGAUAUUGAGUCGAAGCAGGAUGUUCACGGCUGCUGAAGCUGAAAGUCUUUUUGGGAUCAAUCAAUACCAAUAUACAAUUGGAGAUAGUGUCAAAGCUGUUAUCAUUUUGGCAAUCCUUCUCUUUGAAUCAUUGGCAGGAUUAACUGCUACAUAUACCUGUUGCAAUGUCGAUACCGAACUCAAGGCAUCGUAG
Messenger RNA from Cynara cardunculus var. scolymus (artichoke), 732 nucleotides. RefSeq lists its product as uncharacterized. NCBI's taxonomy places the organism in Eukaryota, Viridiplantae, Streptophyta, Magnoliopsida, Asterales, Asteraceae. The transcript has 6 exons. The record is from RefSeq and is a predicted model, not a curated record. Gene Ontology annotation, cellular component: membrane. Gene Ontology annotation, molecular function: ubiquitin-protein transferase activity; zinc ion binding. The coding region runs from base 1 to 732 and encodes 243 amino acids. Gene Ontology annotation, biological process: protein ubiquitination.